AUACCCACCUGGUUAGAGAAGGCAGUCACGCGGAGAAACAACAAGAUCCAAAAUGUCAGGCUCCGAGAAAACUCCGCUCCUCAACUCCAAUGUUCACGAGCACGAAGAGGAUGAAGAACUGACGGGAUGCGGGUCGACUCUGGCCUGUAAUCCCCGUCGAUUCCUGCACCGAUACCUUGUUUUGAUCAUCAUGUGUUUUCUAAGUUUUGGGAGCUAUUUUUGCUAUGACAACCCUGCUGCCCUCCAGGACACCAUGAUAAAGGACCUUAAUCUGUCGGAAAGUUCUUUCAUGGGGUUCUACUCCUGGUAUUCAUGGCCCAAUGUCAUCCUGUGUUUCUUCGGCGGCUUCCUGAUUGACAAGGUGUUUGGUGUCCGACUGGGAGCCAUCAUUUUCAGCUUGUUUGUCACGUUGGGACAGAUUUUGUUUGCACUAGGUGCCUAUCUCAACAAGGUUUGGUUAAUGGAUAUGGCCAGAUUCAUAUUUGGGAUAGGAGGAGAGUCCCUGGCUGUGGCCCAGAACACCUACGCUGUCAAAUGGUUUCAGGGGAGGGAACUCAACAUGGUGUUUGGUCUCCAGCUCAGCUUUUCCCGUGUGGGCAGUACCGUGAACAUGAACAUCAUGCAGCCGCUAUACAAAAUGGUGGCUGAGCAUGGAUUGACUGGCUACAAGGUUCUCGGCAUCACUCUCUUCAUCGGGGGUAUCAUCUGCCUCCUGUCACUCAUCUGUGCCCUGGCCCUCGGCUACUUCGACAAACGAGCAGACCGGAUCCUUCACAGAAAAGCAACUGCAUCAGAUGAGGUGAUCAGAAUAACGGACGUAAAAUACUUCCCUCUGCCGUUCUGGUUGAUGUGUGUUAUCUGUGUGGCGUAUUAUGUAGCUGUGUUUCCCUUCAUUGGUCUCGGUUUAGUUUUCUUUGAAAUGAAAUGGAACCUUAGUCCCACUGCUGCCAACACUAUUAAUAGCCUGGUGUAUAUCAUAUCUGCAGUGGCCUCCCCUCUAUUCGGUUUCCUGAUUGACAGAUCUGGAAAGAAUAUAUUUUGGAUAAUCAUUGGUACCUCAGCUACGAUAGGCUGUCAUGCCCUUCUAGCCUUCACCUUCCUCAACCCAUUUGUGGCCAUGAUAUGUAUGGGUUUGGCCUAUUCUAUACUGGCCAGUGCAUUGUGGCCCCUUGUUGCUCAAGUUAUACAAGAAUCACAACUCGGCACUGCGUACGGCAUUAUGCAGGCUAUCCAGAACCUCGGGCUGGCUGUGGUAUCUAUUGCUGCGGGUUCUAUAGUCGAUUCUAGCGGCUACCUAAUACUGGAGGUGUUCUUCCUCGUCUGGCUGUGUAUUGCUCUCGUGGCUGCAGUUAUAUUAUAUCUGACGGAUGCAUCAUCAGGUGGUAAACUUAACUUAUCAGCAAAGCAAAGAAGAAUACUUGCAGAAGAAAAAGCGAGAUUGGACGAAGAAAAAAAAUUGCUGAAUUAGAUCUCCACCGGAAUGCUUGAAUGAUUUCCAUAGUGCCAAAGAAAGGAUCCGACAUUCAUUGGACACUUCCAGUGUGAUUUUGAGCAUCAGCAGCGGAACAAACAUUGAUGCAUUUUAUAGGAAUACUCUUAACCUGGCCUACUGUCAGGUGUGGAACUGUACACCUUCCUUGUUCCACCACUGAAGUCCACAAAAGUGUCUGGCUUAAGUGUACGAGAAAGAGAUUUCCUUUCUUGAUUUCAAACAGUUUCGUAACAUUCACAAUUAUUGUAACAAGAGCCGUACUUUACAGAAACUGAUCCACCUACUUUCAUUGAUCAGUUUUAAUUGUGAACAGUUUAGAGAAUGGUUUUCACAGACUUCAAGUUAUCAAUUUUAUAUGAAAAUGGUGGGAGGAGGGGAUGGGGUGGGGGGGCCGGAUAUUUCCAUUUUACAUUGAGUAAAACAUAUUCAUCAGAACUUCUUUUAUUUUAUAAUUCAGUUUAUCUUCAUUUUGUGCAGAUUUUUUAAAGGCAAUAUUUGUUUAUUUAAGUUUCACCCACAAAAGGAUACCAUAUUUCACAGAAAUUAUUAAAUGACUUUGUGAUAUAUUUUAGCGUAUGAUUUAAUGAGAGAUAUGAUAUUAGUUGAUGUUUUGAAACAAAUGCCAGUGUUUUAAUGACAAGUACAUGUAACCGUUAUUUGUCAUAUCUGUUAAUUUUGUGAACAAAACUAAUAUUUAUUUAUUUUUCUCAUUAAUAUUUUUUAAUUCUGUUACAUUUAAAUGUUUUGGUCUACAAACUUCAACUGUUUUAUUCUGCUUCACUGAAGUAUUUUAUUCUGCUUCACUGAAGUGUUUUAUUCUGCUUGUUCUCUUAAGUGCUUUCUUCUUCUAAACUGAAAGAUAUUAUUCUGCAUCAUUAAAAUGUUUUGAUCAGCUACAUUGAACCUUUUAUUCUGCCUCAGUUCAAUGUUUUAUUUAUUGUCAUUGAAAUGUUUUAUUCUGCUUCAUUGAAGUAUCAUAUAUUUUUUCAUUCUUAAACUAGGGUGUAGAACAUGUUCAUUUAAUCAUAAAAUCUUCUUGACUUCAUCUUAUUGUAAAUAGACCUGAGCUCCCUCAUCUUAACAAGUGUUUUAGAUUGUAUACCUCAAAAUAUUCAACGAAGCUUGUUUAAUGUUUAAAUUUAUUUUUUUGAGAUUAAAACUAUCACUUGCAUUCAAAUUUAUUUUUUCUUA
Mizuhopecten yessoensis (Yesso scallop) is the source of this 2683-nucleotide messenger RNA. RefSeq names its product major facilitator superfamily domain-containing protein 1-like. The record is from RefSeq and is a predicted model, not a curated record. The transcript is spliced from 13 exons. Gene Ontology annotation, cellular component: lysosome. The coding region runs from base 53 to 1468 and encodes 471 amino acids. Gene Ontology annotation, biological process: transmembrane transport. Gene Ontology annotation, molecular function: transmembrane transporter activity. NCBI's taxonomy places the organism in Eukaryota, Metazoa, Mollusca, Bivalvia, Pectinida, Pectinidae.